AUGGAUGGAGUCGAGGUCACUUCUGUUGAAGGUGACGGCGAACUGGCAAAAGCGGUUGCGGCAGCCAACGACGAAAAACUUCUCAUGAAGUACGCUCAGUCCUCUGCUGAAGGCAAGCGGCGAUCUGGCUCUGCAAGACGUGUUUUCGCACCUUCCAGUGGCCCUCUGUCAGGGGAGCCUUUGCAAAUCAGCAGAGGGUCUCCUGAACCUGAAGCUGGAGAACUCGUUCUGGCAAACAACAGAGUUGGGGGCCUACGUUUGCAACAUCAUCUUGCUGAUCGUGAAAGUCCCGGACACCUCAAGGGUGCUGGCAUGGCGCACGAGGCAAAUGAAAUGAGUAGACCUCUUGCACGUGCAUAUUAG
This is a messenger RNA of Symbiodinium sp. CCMP2592, 363 nucleotides long. NCBI's taxonomy places the organism in Eukaryota, Dinophyceae, Suessiales, Symbiodiniaceae. The record is from the annotation of a GenBank genome assembly.